AUGGCUGCUGCAUCCUUCGUUACGUACCUCGAGACGCCUAGAGAGUUCCGGCUGCUGGGGUUCCGGGCGCCGCCGCCGUCUCCGGUCACCGGCGUUGUGACAAACGGUGGCUCUGGAUCACCUGAGUACGGUGAGUGCCCCGACGGCAACGAAGAUGACGAGGUCGGCAGGUUCCUGCGUCGCUCCGCCAAGGUCCCGGUGCUGCGGCUGCCGGAGAGGGCCAUCCCGCGGAAGAAGAAGAAGAGUGAUAAGGCGGCGUGGGCUCCCCCAGUCAUCGACAUGCGCCUGCUGGACACGCCGGAUGGCAGUGGUCCGGUGGUGGAGGCUCUGAGGUCGGCGGCCGUCGCGUUUGGCUGCUUCCAGGUGGUUGGCCAUGGGGUCAAUUUGUGCCUGGUCUCUGCUGCGGCGGGGAGGGCGAGUUCGCCUACGCCGGAGGAGGCCGGUGGAGAAGAUGGUGAGGAGCUGUGGUGGUCACCGAGCGAAGGAGACCAGUUGAGGAACGGGGCAGCCGAUCUGUUCACCCAGCUGGAGCAAACCGCAGCCAAACUGGUGGAUGCCUUGCAGCGGGACAGCGUUGGCGCCACCAUGGUCAGAGCUGACAGGAACGGCUCGCAACUCUGCAUCCGCACGCACCACGGCCGGCAGUGCGAUAUCGGCCCUAUCACUAUCAGCCAGGACGACAUCCUGAGGAUGCUGAUCAAGAGCUCGCGCUGCCCGCGUGCUCUCGCUCUCCACCUCUGCCCCGGCGCCUCCACGUUCCACGUCUUCUCCCGGCAGCGGGGAUGGUCCAGGUUCCGCCCCCUCGGUGGCGCCGUCGUGGUCACCGUCGGAGACCAGCUUCAGGCAUGGAGCAGUGGACUCUACAAGAGCGUGGCCGGGAAACCGGCUUACAGCGACAGCGAUCUCCGAGCAGAACGCGGCUGCGACGUCGUCUCGGCGGAGUACCUCCACACCUGCUCUUCGGCUAGCAUGGAGAGCGAGCCCCUGGACGCGGAUGCCGGGAAGACCAUUCAGUUGAAUGUGCAGAUCAUUGUAGCAGCUUGCCUUGUGCUCCUUUACUACUUUCUCCUGUCAUGCUUGUAUACGAUUUGGUCUUGAGAAGCUGCAGCAGGACUUGUUGCCCUGAAAAUGCAGCUCGGUUUUUAUUUCAAGUUCAGCUCGGCUUUUGGAAAUGGAA
This is a messenger RNA of Triticum urartu, 1177 nucleotides long. It is a transcript of the gene DTA4, whose product is annotated as downstream target of AGL15-4. The record is from RefSeq and is a predicted model, not a curated record. NCBI's taxonomy places the organism in Eukaryota, Viridiplantae, Streptophyta, Magnoliopsida, Poales, Poaceae.